AUGUUUGCUAGAAAAUUAAGGAUCUACCAAACUACGGGUACCAAAUUUGAAGAACUGAUAAGUGUUGCUACUUGGCAGAAGAUUUUAGUAGCAGUGCUAAUACUCAAUGUUGUCGGAUUCAUACUGUGGACACGCUACGGGCUACUGGAAACAAUAUACGACGAAACAAUGACAACCUACAACGAUAAUUGGCACGUAGAGGCCACGGAGACUCAACAGAAUUUGGGUGCAACGGUUGCACAGGGAACAAUUACGGACUACUGUCGUAUCACAGAAUGCAGAACCAUAACGUGCUCGUUCAUUCCGACUACCUCCGACGCUGGAAAGGUUGCAUCCAACUUCAUCGAAACUGUUUUCAAGGUUAAUUGCAAGAACGUUAAAUCAGUCAAGUUGUCAUUCGACAAGUGCAAAUUCUCGGCGAACAAGCUUCGAAAGAAUUGGCUGCUCACCAACGUGUCGAUCGAAGAGUUGACGCUAAGCAACUGUUCCUUGAACGAAAUAGACGACGACGCGUUUACCAAAUCUAUUUACAAGGAAAUGAAGAAAAUCAACCUGAUUAACAACAACCUUUCCUCUUUAAGAAAAGCGAUGUUUCGCAAUAUUAGCGCGUUAGGCGAGUUUUCCGUUCGAAACAACAUUCUCAAACAAGCAGAAUUUAAUUUACUGGAACAUGUAGCGAGUUCUCUCUCUAUUUUGGACUUGUAUGGUGCCAUCGAUGACCCGUGUGUACUACGAAACAUAACAGGAGGAGACACUCCUCUAAAUAUUCAGAUAUUAUCGUUACGGGGAAACACUAUACCAGUGAUAAGUCGCGAAUUGUUUGAAGGAGUACCGACAGUACAAUCUCUCUAUCUCGACUACUCGAAAAUCAUAACUAUAUCGCAGGGUGCUUUGGAACCUAUAGCUGCAUCCAUUUUGCAAUUGAUAAUAAACGACAACAACAUUCGGUCCCUGCCAGAGGGACUUCUCGAUUCGAUAUUAAAGUAUGGACAACCUUUUCACACGACGCUACACAACAAUCCUUGGAAUUGCGAAUGCAGUUUGCAAUGGAUGCAGGACUUCCUUCAAACUCAUCCCAACAUAAUGACCAGCGCGCCAAUCUGUUCCACGCCUGAUUCGAAUGCGGAGAAAUCAUUUUCUACGGCCACGUUUUGUUCAUCGGAUUCCACUACUUCGGUUACCAGAAGUACCACGAAAAGUACGAAGCACGAUUGGGGCCUGACUACGUUCGAAGCACCGACUACUAGCCAAGAAGCCACACCAGAAGGUAUCCAUUUAAACUGUAGCAUCUCCAACACGAUCCUCCAAAUGACUACUUUUCUAUCCACGGAUAUUCGCCUCCCGCCGCGUUUUCCUGACUUCUUCAUCCUCAAGAACAUGAAUCAUGGCGUGUUAAUCAACCUACCGGACCUGGAAGAGGGAAUCGUGUUGCUCUGGUUCAACAGCGAUGACGUCGAGAACUCGCUCAGCUGUGCAAAAAACGUCAAGCACACCUAUCUACUGCAGAAUAUCGAUCCACAGACUACGUACACGAUCUGUUUGCUCAACGAUAACGAUACGACCAUAUCCCCGUUGAACUGUCUGUCCGUGACCACGAAACCGACGUACAAUUCCAAGACUUGGUUAACGAACGCUGACAAGAGCGUCAUCUUCUUGACAUUCUUCGUGUCGAUGCUCUUGUUUCUCGUCAUCGGUGCUUUCAUAGCGUUCAUGCUGAUAAGGAGGAACCCGUCGUUGCUGCGCGGUAGCAAACGCGUAAUGCUGGUGAAACGCAGAAACGUGGACGCGAUCGUCCUGCCGAAAGGAGUAAACGUCGACGAGACAAAGCGAUCGUGCGGAAACGCGACCACGGUCAGCAACAAACUGCUCGAGGACGGAUACAUUACUCCUCUACCUCCAGCACCGAUGCUUCUCCCCAGAGGACGAGUGUCCAGAGUCAGUAUGCAGAGCGACUGGAACAGCUACAUGUCCGAGUUUGAGGCUACGGAGCAGUUGGACUCUUGGAGGAUGACAAGAUUGAACAACGAGUUGGAAAAACAGAAAAGCGAAGCUCCGCCCUUGCCACCCCCUAACUCGAUACCCUCUGUAUCUCUGAUACUGGACUCGAGGGAAUAUAAUUACAUCUGUCAAGACACUGUUGUUUAG
This is a messenger RNA of Colletes gigas, 2145 nucleotides long. Its product is annotated as leucine-rich repeat transmembrane protein FLRT3-like. Gene Ontology annotation, cellular component: extracellular matrix. The transcript is spliced from 3 exons. The coding region runs from base 1 to 2145 and encodes 714 amino acids. NCBI's taxonomy places the organism in Eukaryota, Metazoa, Arthropoda, Insecta, Hymenoptera, Colletidae. The record is from RefSeq and is a predicted model, not a curated record.